GUGGGCUUCUCUCCCAUAUUUAAUCGCGCGGGCAGGACAAGCAGCACGGGAGCGGGGAUUUUUUACCACGUUGUCUGCGGGAAAGGCAUGCACAUUUUUAACUGCAUUUCUUGGAAGACGUCAACGAAAUUUGCAAUCCAGGGAAUCAUGACUCUGCGGAACUCGGAGCGCGCGCGGGGCGGCGGCGCGCACAGCCGACACAAGAGAAGCCUGACGGCUGACGGCGCUCUCCUGAGCUGCGCGCUCCCGUCGCCGGAAACCGCGGAGCCGCCUGAUGGCGCGCUGCGCCCGCCGCGAGACGGCGCUACCCUCGAGCCCCCGGAUCCCUCCUCCUCCUCCUCCUCGUCCAGCUCGUCCUGCGCGAGCCACUGCGAAGGGCGCGCGCACAAGGUCGUCGUGCUGGGCGAGCACGGCGUGGGGAAGUCGAGCCUCGCGCAGAUCUUCGCCGAGGUGGAGGACGGGCACGAGAGCGAGGAGAGCGGGAGGACAUACAGCCGCUCCAUUGUGGUGGACGAAGAAGAGGCUGCCCUUGUUCUCUACGACGUAUGGGAGCAGGAGAGCAGCCCAGCCUCGAGGGAGCGCUGCAUGCGCAUGGGGGACGCCUACGUCAUCGUGUACUCGGUGACGGACCGGGCGAGCUUCGAGAAGGCGUCGGAGCUGCGCAUCCAGCUGCGCAGGACCAGGCAGUCGGACAACAUCCCCAUCAUUCUGGUGGGCAACAAGAGUGACCUUGUGCGCUCCAGAGAGGUCUCUGUGGACGAGGGCCGCGCCUGUGCCAUGGUGUUCGACUGCAAGUUCAUCGAGACGUCGGCCUCGCUGCACCACAACGUGAGCGACCUUUUCGAGGGCAUCGUGCGCCAGAUCCGCCUGCGCAACGACAGCAAGGAGCAGAUCGCGAGGCGGCAGGCCAGCCUGAGGCGCCGCGAGAGCAUCGGCAGGAAAGCCAAGCGCUUCAUCAGCCGCAUGGUGGCCCGCAAGAACAAGAAGAUGGCCUUCAGACAGAAGUCCAAGUCCUGCCAUGACCUGACAGUCCUUUAGAAGUCCGUCCCGUCCCGUCCCGUCCCCCCCCAUUGACUGCUGCUUUUAAUAACAUGACCAAAUGCUGUGACACUGAUUUGUGUUUUUAACACUAUCAUCAGGACCGACAGAGCUUUACAUAAACAUAUUUACUCUGGAUCUUGUGAAUUUAAAGAAAUAAGGAUUUUACAAACAAUACACUUCUAGGCUAAUUUAAUUGUUUUAAUGAUACUGUAUUCAUUUGUUUGAGCUGAUUUGACCAUGUGCAAAAUAUGAGCUUUUUGGACCAUAACUCAAUAUAGAGUACCUUCACCGAGGAUUGUUGUAAUCAUACUUGAGCUUUCUAUAAGAAGGUCUCUGAAAGAAAAAUGAGGUUCUUUGUUCAUCUUCGUUUUCGGUCACAGAGCACAGAUGUACAUUUUACUUCUGACUGAUUAGAAGGUCAAAAGGAAUACCACUGCUGAUUGUCCGGAAGGUGAAGUUUCAUUUCCGUUAUUGUGAAUUUAGAUGUCAUUUGGCAUCAUGUUUAUAUGACAUUUUUCUAUGAGGGUGUGACCAGGAUACAUGGUUGUGGGUGGUCACUGGGUUUUAAAAAAAAAAAAAAAAUUCUUAAUGCUGUCAAACAUGCUCAGUAGGAACAAAUAAA
This is a messenger RNA of Scleropages formosus (Asian bonytongue), 1663 nucleotides long. Its product is annotated as GTP-binding protein RAD-like. NCBI's taxonomy places the organism in Eukaryota, Metazoa, Chordata, Actinopteri, Osteoglossiformes, Osteoglossidae. The coding region runs from base 88 to 1038 and encodes 316 amino acids. Gene Ontology annotation, molecular function: GTP binding; calcium channel regulator activity; GTPase activity. The record is from RefSeq and is a predicted model, not a curated record. Gene Ontology annotation, cellular component: plasma membrane. The transcript has 6 exons.